Messenger RNA from Anopheles funestus (African malaria mosquito), 9343 nucleotides. RefSeq lists its product as uncharacterized. The transcript has 2 exons. NCBI's taxonomy places the organism in Eukaryota, Metazoa, Arthropoda, Insecta, Diptera, Culicidae. The record is from RefSeq and is a predicted model, not a curated record. Bases 3668 to 8803 code for a protein of 1711 amino acids.
GUUCAGGACACGAUCCGAUCGGACCGAUCCGACUCCGGCAAAACUUAUAGUUUACCCAUCACUAUUUUAUAGUUUUAAAACCAUAUAUUUUCAGUUAUUAAGCGUGAUUAAAAAUGUUCUGUUUACUGUGCAUUAAGCAACUGAACUAGCAAUCAAUUAACAGUUCAUGUUGGUUGCUUUCAUUACAUCUACAUAUGUACCCUGUGUUAAGCAGCUUUACAUAUGCGCACUAAGCAAAAGUCAUACCUGCAAGACAGCCCCCAUUCUAUGUGUCUCCAAUGACGAGCUAAAACAUAUUUUUAAGGCUUUAUGAGCGUCAUGCACAUCACCUGCGUUUGCAUUGUUUUGGCGCAAUCUUUGCUUACGGAUCUCGGUCGAACUUUGCACCGCCCAGACCGACCGACCCAGAAAACCAUUGUGUUUCUUUAAGUGGCAAAUUUGUAUUCCAAUGUUUCCCUUUUUUCAGUCAUUUCGCAUCCAGCUGCUACUGCUGAAAUCGUUUACCUUGAUCUGUCACUAGAAUCAUGGCGCCGGAGGGUGCUUUCAACGAACGAAGAAACAAUUCAACUACUCCCUUAGAUCGUCGUUUCCGGGAAGUUGCAUUUAUCGUUUCUAAUCCAAAACACAGAAUGGUAUCAAAUUUUCGGCAAUUAAUUCCGCACAACAAUGCGCGGCGAUACCAUUCGAAAAUUCCAUCCAAACCCUAACGCCAUAACGUCUUCGCGAUCGAGUGAAUUGAGGCGUAACAUUCUCUCUCCGUUCGAAAGGUAUACGAUCGAACGAAACUGCACAAUUCAGGAUAAACUUUCACUUACAAACGUUAGCCUGCAACCAAAGCAUAGAUUUUCUUUUCCAUGCUGAGCAGGUUGCACCAGGUUUUUCCUUUGGAAAUGGUGGAAAUCUGUUACGAUUUCCAUUAUGACAAACUGGAACAUUAUUCCCAUCGAAAUCAUACGUAAUCACAGAUGCAUUCGCCCAAAAAAAAGCAAUCUACUGCCAUUCCAACAUAAUUAAAUUCUCGUUUUUAGGUUCACCGUAACCCACUUAUGCAAUCGCCAAACAGCCAAAGAAGACGUUCCGUACCGUCCUAACACCCAUUGGAAUGCCGUGGGCUACUUUGCAUCCAUCUAUGGGCUUAAAUUUCCAUUUGCAACAUAUUGCAAUCCCGACGACAGACCCGGCACGACUAACCGUUGGGCAAAAACUCAAUUUAUGCAGAAAAAAGAUUACAUCUGCACACACACUCAUCCCUCUUGUAGUGCGAGAACUCGUACAUCACAGUUCGGCACACGAAAACUAACUCCAAUGUGACGCCCAAACCCCUAAAAGACACAAUUAGAGUGGCACACAUUUUACAGCCUUAUUGUAAGCAGGACGGAAAUGGGAAGCAAAACACUUUACUUGCGACAUUUCCAGCCCAUUAAAGCACGCCGAAAGAUCGCACACGGCGAGCAUAACAUUUUCAGCCACAUUAAUUGCGACCCAUGACGACGAUCGGAUCAUCUUCGCGCCUGUAUCUUCGAGAUGCAAAUACGAUGUGCGACAUAAAACGAGACAAGAAAUGGUUAACAGCCGAGUACGGUAAGUGCUGCAAGAAACAAAAGACAAGCAGUUGGUACUAGGCGUUUAAUCGACGAUUUUGAUGUUUAGAAGGCGUCGGCCGAGAAAAAAAAAAUCAACCACUACUAGCCCUUUUUGCCAGGUGGUGAGAAAACCCAUCAACCACUAGGCAAAAGGCGAUAGAAAAUGGAAAUUAACGAACGAAACUCCGCAUACCGACCGCACCGAGCGCCCGGGUUUUUUGAGUUUUCGCGCAAGAGAAGGGGUUUGGAAAAUGCAAACGCUUCGGCACGACUCGAUGGUGGUGUCUGCUUGCCAAGGUAGGGAGAGAUCUACGCGAUCUGCAUCAGGUGGCAGUGGAUGGCCAGUUUUAAUAUGAUUUUGAAAAUAAAAAUCAGUUGGUGAAAAACGCUCGUUCGAAACGGUUCACAUUUGCGGCACAGCUUAAAGGCUGUGGUUAAUAGAUAGAGAUAUCACCGAUCGAUCGAUCGAUUAGAGCAAAAGUGCAUCAAAUAUCAUUCUAAUUCAAGUGUCGCUAUACUGAUACGGUCAAGAUGUACGGUGAAUAGUGUGCACCGUUUAUCCCCUAACUGCGGGGACUGGUUUUCCCUCAAUAGUGAAGAACACGCUACCAUAACUCGCUUCAGCGACAAAAUAUUAGGCUCCAAGUGCUACGAUCGAUUUGUGUGAAGAUCAUUACAGAAAAGUUGCAAAUAUUCGUGAGGAUCUCUAAUGCAACAAGGUGAUUAAAAGCGCGGUGGCAAUAGACCGGGCCGGACUAGUUGGCUUUUGUAUCCGUUUUCACGGGGGGGUGCAGUGCGCGAAAAGUGUGUAUGUGCUAUUAGUGUGUAAAUGUUCUGCGCCCUUACGGCUUUCGUUCUGCAGCUGUAUAAGACGAAAAUCCAACGAACGAUCCAUCACUGUCAGCGGCCAAUCACGUUCCGCCAUGGAUUACAACGGACGUACAAUGAACAUUUGUUUAAUUCUUUUCAUGGUAAGACUACAGCCAGUAUACGGGGGAGUUGUUAACUGAUCUUACGACACACCACACACAUAUCCCUCUGACUCGCGGGCCACAGCCUCACAGGCAUUUCGACGAAUAAACGUUACCAAACCUCCAAGAUUCUGGUGUCGACACUACAGAAAAAAGCUGCGAAAUUCGACGACAACCGCCGUACUUUGCAUACAUCACAACGUUAAGCACAAAGCGGCGUGGUGGACUGUGGGAAAACAAUGUUUUUAUAUUAACUAAAGUCAUAUCAAGGCAAAGACGCAAGAUUACAUUGGAUAUCUGCAUGCAUCAGCAUGAACAGAAUUUUUCAAGGUUUCUUAGAUUUUUGGUUUAUCAUUGUUUUCUUUCUAAUCUAUCUGUUCAAUUCAAAAAUACGUCGUACGGACUUAAAGCAUUUAAAAUACUUUCGAACAAAGCCUUCGCUAUUGUCAUGUUCAUAAACAUUGUAACGAAUGGCUAUUACAACGACUUUGAAAAAUCGUGACGAUUAGAAUCUUCAUUUGCAAACCAAUCAAACGAUUCUAAACUCACCGAUUUUCCACGCCACACUAAACAAUGCCCUACCCCAAAUGAUGGGGCGGUACAAAUUAGUUUCAUAGCCCAGCAGAUAUACCAAAGAGCCCUUGACACUAGCCUCUGUCAUGCUGUCUCGAUGAGGCAUUCGUUUGUUUAAGCUACACCCAAGCCCACCUUACGCCGCGCUGCAAUCGUAAUGUAUUCAUCAACAUUAAUGCUCCGUUGAUGAUUGCCGGCGUCCAUCGGUCGGCCACCUAGGCACGGGCAAGCUGGGUCAAACGCCAAGCUGUCUUUUUUGUGGUUCGUUUAAUUACGAACGAAAUGUAACCUCAUUGAGCGGCUGUGCAUGAGAACUUUGGACACACUCUACAGAACGUCCAAGACUAUUGUCCAAAAAUGUACAACCACCCAUAGCGUGCGUAUGGUCGAUCGCGAGAACGGGAAGCUCUCAAGGCUGUAUCGUGAUGAAGAUACAGACGAUAACACCGUAACCGAAAGAUUGGUGAUCUUGAAAACUAUCACAUCGCCCACAAAGAUCGUCAAUAAACGGUUAAUAAAUUAUACUUAAUUCUAGCAUUAAUGUAUGUUUUUGUUUAUUUGAUGGCAAAGAAAUUAAUACUUCUUUUUCAAUUCACCCAGAUAUUCAUUACCGGCAACCAUUGCCAGUUCUUCAACAACCGUGAUAUCAUUCUAACGCCCCACCAUCUGAAGACGUACCCGGGCAAGGUUCUUUACUAUCGACCGCGUGAGCAGGUUCCGUCCGACGAAAAACCCAAUACUACCGGGGACAGUGGCAGCGCGGUGCCCUGGGAGGAAGUGUUAAAAGAAACCGUUUUUCUAGCUCUGAAUGAUAACAAGACGAGCCUUCAGCAACAAUCUUCUGGCAGCACUGAACAUGCACCGCUCCUAGCGAACCGGCUGCAAAAGGUGAUCUACAACGCACCAUAUAUCGGGGUGAUUGAUCUGAGCGUUCCACGUUUUGGUGACAUCGUCGAGUUGGCGCACGGGCGCCUUGAGCAGGAGGGAGACGAUUCGUACUUUCUCGUCCAGCAGCAGAAUGGUAAACUUGACGAAAUUCGCCGUAACGUGACUGCCCUGUGGAAGGUGGAACGGAUCCGCCAUCGUGAUGAUCUGCGUGGACAUCGGUACGAGCUGAAGUUUACGAUUGCGCCGUCGAAGGUGCAAACGAACGGAGAACCGCACAAACCUGCACUGGAAGGUGAACAGGAGGAACAGGAAGCUCAGACCGACAAUCGAACGUACAUCAUUCGUGAUGAGGAUUACCCGAAAUAUUUUGCACCAAUGAUCAUUUCGCCGAACGCCAUUCCGAUGCAUCGGAAAAACGAUCAGAUGUUUGAUCGCACCUUUUUCGAUAUGGUACAAUCGCAGGCCCAUCCGCAGACACAUCAGUUUGCUUCGUAUGCACCGGCCACUCGGUUCUACCGGCCUGCGGUAGCUCCUCAACCUCAGCAAACCAUCACCCUGGGUCAGUAUCUUAUGCAGUCGCUACUGUCUGGAGGUGAAGCUCCGAAGUAUCACCAUCAUCAUCAUCAUUUUGUGCCCGGCAAGGUGGCCAGCCCAGCGUACUAUGGAGGACUAACGGCAGCCACCAGUAAUCGCAUCAAGUUCCCGGAUUCAUUUACUGGUUCCAGCCACUCGGUUCCCAAGUUCUACCAACACAUUCACUUCCAACGACCCUCGAUUGCUCCACUAGCACCAACGGCCCUUCCUGGUAGUUAUCUGUUCCACCACACGAAGGACUCGCAUGCUCCGGCACCGAGCAACAUCCAUCACGACUACACAAAGCUGGUCGAUCUUCGUGGUGCCCCAACACCAACGGCACAUGAUACUGGGGAUGCUAAACCAACCAAAGCGAAUAACGUCGCGUCGCAGAAACCUCAAACGCCUACUCAAAGCCACGUCCAGCUGCAAUCGCUGAAGACAUCACCCAAACCACAACAAUUUCCCACCCAACAGCAACAGCAACAAUUCCACCAACAGGUAGCAACGAUUUCUACUGGAUUGGGCCAGCAGCAACAAAAUGGUUCACCCGCCCAAAACUUGCUUCCACAGCAAUUUUCGCCCCAGCAGCAGCAGCAACUUCCACAGCAACCGCAACAACAACCACAACAGCAUGUCAUCUAUCGGCAACAGGUAGCACCCCAACAACAGCAGCCGCAACAGCAGCAACAACCCAUCCUGAUUCAUCCCCAUGCUCAUCCGCAAGUGGCCGCCGGAGGACCGCCGGGAUUCUUCCCCCCCUCACAUCUCAUUCAAUCGAUUCCCUUCUACAAUCCCCAAGGCCAGAUGGUGGUAAACCACAUUCCGGUCAUGUCCAAUCACCAUAUGAUACAGAUGUCCCCACCGCAACCGAUCGCCAUACCGGUGCACGUACAGUUGAUCCCUCCCAUGGCGCCACAGGGCCACCUUUACGGUCCUCAGCAGCCACAGCAGCAACCGCUUCAUCCGCAUCAGCAGGAUGGUGUUCAAGCCAUCCCGAUGCGUAUCAUGCAACCCAUCCCGAAUCCCGUCCACCUGUACUCGCCCGUCAAUCCUUUCCUUCCUCCGCUGCAGCCCCAGCAGCAACCAUUCCACCACCAUCACCAUCACAACCAGCAUCACCCGAUUGUCACCGUAACACCCAAGACUACCUCCUCCACCACCAAUUACCAGCACCAUCAGCAUCAUCCUCAUCCGGCGCACGGUCAUCAUGGAGGAAACCAUUCGCUGGUCACUCCCACUGCUGGCCAACAAACGCUCGCUUCUCCCCCGUCCCCGAAUCAUCCACAUCAUUCGCAUAGCUCUCAUUCGUUUAAUGCCAUUCCCACUGUUUUCAAGUUCACCAGUUCUAACGCGAUUCCACACCCACAGAAGACGACGAUCGGAGGUGGACCAACGUCCUCACUGUCGCCGACUGCUGCCUCGCAGCACCAUCGCCACAAUACGCCUAACGUGCAGCUGAGCGGCCCAUCCAUCAGUCCUACGCCAGCUCACCGUCACCGGUUCUCAACGCCCGGAACUGGUGGUAAUGGUGGCGGGAAAUCGUCACCCUCACCGUCAUCAGCUUCGAUUGCCACCGCUAGCUCACCAUCACCGACAUCCGCUACUCGGCCCAGCGCCCGGUAUACUUCGGCAGUCGGACAGGUGAGUGGUCCUACGGUCAGCUCGACCGCGGCCAACCAUCGUUACGCACCCCUACCAACGGUCCCGGCUUCGCCCGCUGGUCUACGGGAGAAAUUCACCGCCCCGGCUUUCCAACCGGCCGCCAGCGAGUCCAAGCAAACGUCCCGCAAGCUGGAACCGCCGACGUCCAACGCUAAAGCCGGUGUUGCCGAUGCCGUCGGAAGCCCAUCUAAUGCCGUUUCACCCAAAUAUGAAUCAUUUGGUGUCGAGAACGCCGUCACGCCGCCAGCACCCGCCGAAUCCUUGCUAUCGCCCUCGUCAACCGUCAGCAGCUUGUCACACAGUCCCCACUCGCCCACCGCUUCACCCGCUUCCCGCACAACGCUUGCCGGAGGCGCUUUCAGUUACAGCAACUUCAUCGAUGCAACGGGCGCCGUCAGUGUCACCGCAAAGUUAACUUCCGAGCAGACCUCAUCGUCGCCUCAUCAUCGUACCAGCAGCUCUACCGUACCACACUCGAUUGUGUCCUCUUCUGCCGGCUCUCCGUCCCCUACAACGCCCAUUUCCAUCACGACCCAGGCCACAUACGUUCCACCGCCCAAAUCAUACAUCCAACAGCUAGGUCCAACGAUCGGAGUGAAGUAUCCGCCCGCCUUCAAAAGCAUGCCCUCGGUAACCAUUCUUCCGCCACAAAUUGAAACUCCGAUCUCUUCCACACUCAAAACGUAUCAGUACCUCAACCACCACGACACCUACGAUUUCAUUCCCUCGCGCGUCGUUGAGUUGGCACACGUUAAAAAGAUGAAUGGCCAAAAGCACGCCAAGCGCAACAAGGCACAGAAAGGACAAAAGAUGGCUCAGAAACCCAACGGUCCUAUGACGGGACCGGCCGGACCAGCAAUGGGACCUGCCGGCAACCAUCACCAUCAUGUCACGGUUACGAGCAAUAAGCCGUUGCGCUUCUACCCCGGAGACGGACCCGAAUACGCCACUCAUCGUCCCGAAGCGCAGCUCAGCGUGCAGCUGCCCCCACCAGAGAAGGAUUACACCAUGACCUAUUACGGUACGCCGAAACACAACCAAAAAGUGCAAAGACCUAAGAACUUCGUUACACCGCUUCAUUCCUAUCAAGGCUCCUCCACCACACCGAUCCCGCCCCUUGCAGUGACCGUACCCUCAUCAGCAGCUCCCGCCGUAGCGUCCUCUGUAUCAUCACCGGCUCCCGCAAGCGCUAGUACCACUGCACCACCGCAACAAGCUACGGCACAAGCUACUCAAAUACGGAACGUUACUGUUUCGACUUUCCGGUCGGCCACUGCCUCCAGUACGGCCCAUUACUACAAGAAUCGCAAUGAAAAAUCGGACGAUCUUACUACGAUGACGAUCACCACAAUGCGACCGCGCAUGAUGCUCAAAACGAUCUACCGACAAUUCCCCGGAUCGUUCGUAUCGACCUCGACAUCGACGGAAAAGCCAGUCCAGAAAUGGGUGCCGAAGAGACCCCGGACCAGCAGUAAGUCGACUAGCGGUGAGUACUCUACAUCCACGCUGCCAUCGUCCUCGCUGCCGGUGAGUGGCGAACAGGCGGUCGCAUCUUCCGAACGCGCGAUUGAUGUCGUUACGAAAACUCCUGUCGUGGUGCCCGUUGUAACCGCGGUACGCUCGAACCUUGAUCAGCAGAUGCAACGCGUACGCGCUUCUAGAGGCCGGAGCCGUUACACGUACCGUAGAAUACCGUCCGGAAAUCCACCACCGAUCCCAACCGGCCAGCAACAGCAGGCUGGGAACAGCAUGAGAACGAGCCGCAUGCGAAACAGUAACUUUAGCACGUCCACCACAACCAUUAAGCCCAUUCCCGGUGUAACGUCUUCCGUGUUCGACAGCAAUCGAAUUGAUGGUCGAUCUUUCGAACAGCAGGAACGCAAGGCGGAAGAUGCUGUUAUGACGGCCUCCGCUAAAAACGCGUCGAAUGAAAAAAUCAAACGCGACACCAGCGAAGCGGUGGAUGAAAAUGACAACAGCGAUCGUGAGGUGGCAGUGGCAGAACAACUCGUUGCUAAGCAGGCCGAAAACAAACAAGAUGCCCUGGAAGUGACCGAGCCGGAAAAGGAAUUCGUGAUGGUGAAGGCCAACAUUUCACCGCCAAUUGCCACGAACCAAUCGAACAUGGUGUUUUUCGAGGCCAGUGAUGCCGGCACGCUCGACACUAGCGCUAAAACCAGUCCUGCCGACAGUGGUCGCUCGAUUGGAUCGACUUUCGAUGAUCUCACGAUGUCCAUCAUCAACCACGCGAAAGCGAUCGUAAAUCAGACUGAGAAACCCACGGAUGCGGCCCAGGAAGAGGAUGUGAGGGUUACGGAUGGAACCAUCGAGCCAGUUUUAGGUGGCAAAUCGAUCGAAAGCAAUGAGAUCGCUCAUAAGGACGUACUCGAGCUGGAAACAACCGUCGAAGUGACAACUACUGUCGGUAGCACCAACUCCCCAGUGACGGAGAGCACCGUCAGUGAAACGUUAGGCACCACCACAGUCGAGGAUGGAGCUGAUGGCGAUGAGGAAGUAAACCAAACGACAGUGGCUGUCGAUGUCGCUUAACGGCGUUAGUCAUGUAAUGGGUACACACUGACAAUCAUGCCACGAUCAUGCAGUUAGACACACCUUCAAUUCUCUCAACAGAACCUUCACAUCAACUGCUCGUUCAUCAUCAAAAUAAGAAUUGCAUGUAGCGUUUUAAGCCUCCGCUCCCACACUGUGGCCUUUUUUGGGAGAGAUUAAAUUAUUCUAACGUUAAUUAUUAUUUAUCUAUACUGUGACAAUACCGCAACGGAAUCCCGCACCAGAAGCGUACGUAGUACGCAUGGGGCUAGGGUAGAAACGGAUUAACAUCAUCCAUACAGAGACGUAUGGUAGCAAGAGAAAGUGAAUAAAAAGCGAAGCCAAAACACAACCAACGAACCCCAAAACGAUCAAAACCAAACGAACGGAACCCACUGACGCGAACGGUACGGGAUGCAGAGAAAGGAAGCGUGCUUCCUUUGGCCGUUCGAAUAGUAGAAUGCAAUUUUGUUAUUUUGUUUUUGUCAAAAUAAAGAUAAUUUAUAGUGUAAAAUAUUACAACCCCUGUGAGCUGUGUUU